Messenger RNA from Funneliformis mosseae, 972 nucleotides. NCBI's taxonomy places the organism in Eukaryota, Fungi, Glomeromycota, Glomeromycetes, Glomerales, Glomeraceae. The record is from the annotation of a GenBank genome assembly.
AUGUUUUUGCUUUCUCGUACCAUUAAAAAUGCUUCAUUCAGUUUGCGUUAUAAGGCGACCCAGCUUUCUCAUAGUAUCUCAUCUGGACUACGACAUAGGUCGGAAUUAUAUAACAAGCAAAGGCUUGAGCAACUUGAAACAUUGCUUACGACACCACGUAAAGAAAAGAUGGUUAGGCAAUCCUUUAGACUUGAACAAGUUUUAAAAACUGCGCAAAAAUUAGCAUUAGCAGAAGAAAGAGAUGACAUUGUAACAGACUUACUUUCAGCGUUUUCAUCAGACGGAGUUGUUAAAUUUUUUUCAAGCAUUGAGAUCGAAGAAAUACCUCAGCUUGAAGUCAAAAUGGGUGGUUAUUUAAUUUUCAAGGAUGAAAUAGCAUUGAAACCUUCAAAGCUUUUUGAAGAUGUAAUGGAAAGGAUAUUUCGACGCUGGAACCUAAGUCUUGAAACUGCAAGAAGGACGAUAGUUGAUACAUACUUAUUGGAAGCGGUUGACCAUAAGUAUGAUCCAAAAACUUACGACACUAAAAAAGAUAAAUUAGCAAUAUAUCCAGAGUAUUAUGUCAGACCCCAAAAUUUUGAAAGAGAUUUGACUUUAAGGGGAUCAAUUGACUAUAUUUCUGCUGAAAGAGCAGAACCUAAUAAUCUGUCACUUCAAGCCGGGCAUAGUUUACCAAGCAAUUGUGUAUUCUGUGCUGUUGAAGCAAAGAAAGAUGAGUCAUUUGCUCAAGGUACAGGCGAACUUCUUGGACAAAUGAAGGCGCUACAUAAAAGAGAAAAGAAACCAAUUAACGGUGUGCUUACUGAUGGGUUGAGAUGGAUGUUCUACCAUUUCGAUGAUAACAUGUAUUAUGAAAGUGAAAUUAUGUAUUACAAAUUUCAUUCUAAUAUUAUAUUGGGUGCAUUACACUAUUGGGUCCGAGGCGAAAUUCCUGCAGAUAAUCUAUUUGAAAAAGUAAAUCAAAUCGACUAA